Jaculus jaculus (lesser Egyptian jerboa) is the source of this 5191-nucleotide messenger RNA. RefSeq names its product eukaryotic translation initiation factor 2 alpha kinase 4 (gene Eif2ak4). The coding region runs from base 57 to 5000 and encodes 1647 amino acids. The record is from RefSeq and is a predicted model, not a curated record. Gene Ontology annotation, molecular function: protein binding; eukaryotic translation initiation factor 2alpha kinase activity; ATP binding. Gene Ontology annotation, biological process: regulation of translational initiation by eIF2 alpha phosphorylation; DNA damage checkpoint signaling. The transcript has 39 exons. Lineage: Eukaryota; Metazoa; Chordata; Mammalia; Rodentia; Dipodidae.
CUCGGGGGCCCACCGUCGCCUCGGCCGGGCCGCUGUGCCUUGGCCACCGCAUAGCCAUGGCUGGGGGCCGAGGGGCCCCCGGGCGCGGCCGGGCUGAGCCCCAGGAGAGCUAUUCGCAGCGACAGGACCACGAACUGCAGGCCCUGGAGGCCAUUUACGGCUCCGACUUCCAAGACCUGCGGCCGGACGCGCGCGGACCGGUCAAAGAGUCCCCUGAAAUCAAUUUAGUUCUGUACCCUCAGGGCCUGACUGGUGAAGAAGUAUAUGUGAAAGUGGAUUUGAGAGUUAAAUGCCCACCAACCUACCCAGAUGUAGUUCCUGAAAUAGAGUUAGAGAAUGCUAAAGGUCUAUCAAAUGAAAGUGUUAAUUUGCUAAAAUCCCGCCUAGAGGAAUUGGCCAAAAAACACUGUGGGGAGGUGAUGAUAUUUGAGCUGGCUUACCAUGUGCAGUUAUUCCUCAGUGAGCAUAACAAGCCCCCUCCAAAGUCUUUCCAUGAAGAAAUGCUGCAAAGGCAGGCUCAAGAGGAGCAGCAGAGGCUGCUGGAGGCCAGGCGGAAGGAGGAGCAGGAGCAACGUGAAAUCCUUCAUGAGAUUCAGAGGCGAAAAGAGGAGAUAAAAGAAGAGAAAAAAAGGAAAGAAAUGGCUAAGCAGGAACGUCUGGAAAUUGCUAUUUUGUCAAACCAAGAUCAUAUCGCUAAGAGAGACCCAGGAGGACACAGAACAUCUUCGCUGCUACAUGGAGGCUCUCCUGACUUUGUAGGAAAUGGUAAACCACGUGCAAACUCCUCAGGAAGGUCCAGGCGAGAACGUCAGUAUUCUGUAUGUAGUAGUGAAGACUCUCCUGGCACCUGUGAAAUCCUGUAUUUCUGUUUGGGUGGUCCUGAUCAGCUCAUGGUGCACAAAGGGAGGUGUAUAGGCAGUGACGAACAUCUGGGAAAAUUAGUUUAUAAUGCUUUGGAAACAGCCACGGGCAGCUUUGUCUUGUUGUAUGAAUGGGUCCUUCAGUGGCAGAAAAAAAUGGGCCCAUUCCUCACAAGUCAGGAAAAAGAGAAGAUCGAUAAAUGCAGAAAGCAGAUUCAAGGAGCAGAAACAGAAUUCAGCUCACUGGUGAAGCUGAACCAUCCAAACAUAGUUCGCUACUUUGCAAUGAGCUUCAGAGAGCAAGAGGACUCCAUCGUGGUGGACAUUUUAGUGGAGCACACUGGUGGGGUCUCUCUUGCUGUACACCUAAGCCACUUGGGCCCCAUCCCCAUGCACCAGCUUCGCAAAUACACAACACAGCUCCUAUCAGGUCUCGAUUAUCUCCAUAGCAACUCUGUGGUGCACAAGGUCUUGAGUACAUCAAAUGUCCUGGUGGAUGCUGAGGGUACUGUCAAGAUAACAGACUACAGCAUUUCUAAGCGCUUGGCAGACAUUUGCAAGGAGGAUGUGUUUGAGCAAACCCGAGUUCGGUUCAGUGACAAUGCCUUGCCUUAUAAAACAGGGAAGAAAGGGGAUGUGUGGCGCCUUGGCCUUCUGCUACUGACCCUUAGCCAAGGACAAGAGUGUGAAGAGUACCCAGUGACCAUUCCCAGUGACUUACCAACUGACUUCCAAGAUUUCCUGAAGAAGUGUGUUUGCCUGGAUGACAAGGAAAGAUGGACCCCUCAGCAGCUGCUGAAACACAGCUUUGUAAACCCUCAGCCAAAAAUGCCUUUAGUGGAACAAAGUCCUGAAGAUUCUGGAGGACAAGAUUAUGUUGAGACUGUUAUUCCUAGCAACCAGCUGCCCAGUGCUGCAUUCUUCAGUGAGACACAGAGACAAUUUUCCCGAUACUUCAACGAGUUUGAAGAAUUACAGCUCCUCGGCAAAGGAGCUUUUGGAGCAGUCAUCAAGGUGCAGAACAAGCUGGACGGCUGCUGCUACGCGGUGAAGCGCAUCCCCAUCAACCCGGCCAGCAGGCACUUCCGCAGGAUCAAGGGCGAGGUGACGCUGCUGUCGCGCCUGCACCAUGAGAACAUCGUGCGCUACUACAACGCCUGGAUCGAGAGGCAUGAGCGGCCCGCUGUGCCGGCCACGCCGCCUCCAGACUCGGACUCCAGUGCCCUGGCCCCCGGAGGACCAGGGCGGGCGGCGGGCGCCGAGGAGGCGGGCAGCGUGGAGGCCGCCGCACCUCCGCCCAUCCUCAGCAGCUCGGUGGAGUGGAGCACCUCAGCUGAGCGCUCCACCAGCGCCCGCUUCCCAGUGUCCGGCCCAGGCUCCAGCAGUGACGAGGACGACGACGAUGAGCACGACGGUGUCUUCUCACAGUCCUUCCUGCCUGCUUCAGAUUCUGAAAGUGACAUUAUCUUUGACAAUGAAGAUGAAAAUAGUAAAAGUCAGAAUCAGGAUAAAGACUGCAAUGAAAAGGACACUUGCCAAGAAAGUGAGCCAUCGGUGACAACCAAGGCUGUGCAUUACCUGUACAUCCAGAUGGAGUACUGUGAAAAGAGUACUUUACGUGACACCAUUGACCAGGGGCUGUAUCAAGACACUGUCAGACUCUGGAGGCUUUUUCGAGAGAUUCUGGAUGGAUUAGCUUAUAUCCACGAGAAAGGAAUGAUUCACCGGGAUUUGAAGCCUGUCAACAUUUUUUUGGACUCUGAUGAUCAUGUGAAAAUAGGUGAUUUUGGUUUGGCAACAGACCAUCUAGCCUUUGCUGCUGAUGGCAAACAGGACGAUCAGGCAGGAGAUCACUUGAUUAAGUCAGACCCUUCAGGCCAUUUGACUGGCAUGGUUGGCACUGCUCUGUAUGUCAGCCCUGAGGUCCAAGGAAGCACCAAGUCUGCGUACAACCAGAAAGUGGAUCUCUUCAGCCUAGGAAUUAUCUUCUUUGAGAUGUCUUAUCAUCCCAUGGUGACAGCCUCAGAAAGAGUCUUCAUUCUCAACCAGCUCAGAGAUCCUGCUUCACCCAAGUUUCCAGAAGACUUCGAUGAUAGUGAACAUACAAAGCAGAAAUCUGUCAUCUCCUGGCUGUUGAACCACGAUCCAGCAAAACGGCCCACAGCCACAGAGCUGCUCAAGAGUGAGCUGCUGCCCCCACCCCAGCUGGAGGAGUCAGAGCUACAUGAAGUGUUGCAUCACACACUGGCCAACAUGGACGGGAAGGCCUACCGCACAAUGAUGGGCCAGAUCUUUGCUCAGCGCAUCUCCCCCGCCAUAGACUAUACCUACGACAGUGACAUACUGAAGGGCAACUUCUCCAUCCGCAUAGCCAAGAUACAACAACAGGUGUGUGAAACCAUCAUCCGCAUCUUUAAAAGACAUGGAGCUGUUCAGCUGUGUACCCCACUACUGCUUCCCCGGAACAGACAAAUCUACGAGCACAAUGAAGCCGCCGUGUUCGUGGACCCCAGCGGGAUGCUGGUGAUGCUUCCUUUUGACCUGCGGGUCCCUUUUGCAAGAUAUGUGGCAAGAAAUAACAUACUGAAUUUAAAACGAUACUGCAUAGAACGGGUAUUCAGACCUCGCAAGUUAGAUCGAUUUCAUCCCAAAGAACUUCUGGAAUGUGCAUUUGACAUCGUCACUUCUACUACCAACAGCUCUCUGCCCACUGCCGAAACCAUCUACACAAUCUAUGAAAUCAUCCAAGAGUUUCCUGCACUUCAGGAAAGAAAUUACAAUAUUUACUUGAACCAUACAAUGUUAUUGAAAGCAAUACUCUUACACUGUGGGAUUCCAGAAGAUAAACUCAGCCACGUCUACGUGAUUCUGUACGAUGCUGUGACAGAGAAGCUGACGAGGAGAGAGGUGGAAGCUAAAUUCUGUAAUCUAUCAUUGUCUUCUAACAGCCUGUGUAGGCUCUACAAGUUCAUCGAGCAGAAGGGAGAUUUGCAAGACCUCACGCCAACAAUAAAUUCAUUAAUAAAACAGAAAACAGGUGUUGCCCAGUUGGUGAAGUAUGGCCUAAAAGAUCUAGAGGAGGUUGUCGGACUGCUGAAGAAACUUGGCAUAAAGUUACAGAUCUCCAUCAACUUGGGCUUGGUGUACAAGGUGCAGCAGCACACGGGCACCAUCUUCCAGUUCGUAGCAUUCAGCAGACGCAGGCAGAGGCUUGUGCCCGAGAUCCUGGCAGCUGGAGGCAGAUACGACCUGCUGAUUCCCAAGUUUCGAGGUCCACAGGCUCUGGGGCCAGUUCCCACUGCUGUCGGUGUCAGCAUAGCCAUAGACAAGAUAUUUGCUGCUGCCCUCAACAUGGAAGAACCUGUUACAGUAAGCUCCUGUGACCUCCUGGUUGUCAGUGUUGGCCAGAUGUCCAUGUCCAGGGCCAUUCACCUGACCCAGAAACUCUGGACAGCAGGGAUCACAGCAGAAGUCAUGUAUGACUGGUCACAGUCCCAAGAGGAAUUACAGGAGUACUGCAGACAUCAUGAAAUCACCUAUGUGGCCCUGGUCUCGGAUAAAAAAGGAAGCCAUGUCAAGGUGAAAUCUUUUGAGAAGGAAAGGCAAACAGAGAAGUGUGUGCUGGAAUCGGAUCUUGUGGAGCAUGUUAUGCAGAAACUGAGGACUAAAGUCAGUGAUGAAAGGAACAUCAGAGAAGCUUCUGAUAAUCUUGCUGUACAAACUCUGAAGGGGUCGUUUUCUAAUGCUUCAGGUUUGUUUGAAAUCCAUGGAGCAACUGUAGUUCCCAUCGUGAGUGUGAUAGCCCCAGAAAAGCUGUCAGCCAGCACCAGAAGGCGGUACGAGGCUCAGGUACAAACCCGACUUCAGAAUGCCCUUGCCAAUUUACAUCAGAAAAGCAGUGAAAUUGAAAUUUUGGCUGUGGAUCUACCAAAAGAAACAAUCUUACAGUUUUUAUCAUUAGAGUGGGAUGCCGAUGAGCAGGCAUUCAACACAAGCGUGAACCAGCUGCUGCCACGCCUGCCAAAGCAAAGGUACCUCAGAGUAGUCUGUGAUGAAAUUUAUAACAUCAAAGUUGAAAAAAAGGUGUCAGUGCUCUUUUUGUAUAGCUACAGAGAUGACUACUAUAGGAUCUUAUUUUAACCCUAAACAACUGUCAUUACAUUGUUCAAAUGGAUAGGAGCUUACACUAUAGAAUCACAGAAUGUUGUACAUUCAGUGUCAUCUCAAAUUAACUUUAAAUUCUAAGAAGCUGUCCUACAAAGUUGAGCUUUGUUGGUUUUUCAUAUGUAAUGUACUAUCUUUUUUAUUAUAAUAAAUGUUUUCCUAUUUUU